AUGGCGAAGAAGGUUGUAGGAGAGGGCUACCAAAUCUCUAACUUGGCUUCUCCAACUCGGCCCACAAAAGGACCACAGGAACAGCAGAGAACAGACCAGGAACAGCAGAGAACAGGACCAGGAACAGCAGAGAACAGGACCAGGAACAGCAGAGAGCAGGACCAGGAACAGCAGAGAACAGGACUAGGAAAGCAGAGAGCAGGACUAGGAACAGCAGAGAACAGGACCAGGAACAGCAGAGAGCAGGACCAGGAACAGCAGAGAGCAGGACCAGAAACAGGAAUAACAGCUAGCAGCAGAGAGCAGGACCAGGAACAGCAGAGAACAGAACUAGGAACAAGAGAGAACAGAACCAGGACCAGCAGAGAACAGGUCCAGGAACAGCAGAGAACAGGUCCAGGAACAGCAGAGAACAGAACCAGAACAGCAGAGAACAGAAUCAGGACCAGCAGAGAACAGGACCAGGAACAGCAGAGAACAGAAUCAGGACCAGCAGAGAGCAGGACCAGGACCAGCAGAGAACAGACCAGGAACAGCAGAGAACAGGACCAGGAACAGCAGAGAACAGAAUCAGGACCAGCAGAGAACAGGACCAGGAAAAGCAGAGAACAGGACCAGGAACAGCAGAGAGCAGGACCAGACCAGCAGAGAACAGGACCAGGACCAGCAGAGAACAGGUCCAGAAACAGCAGAGAACAGGACCAGGAACAGCAGAGAACAGGACCAGGAACAGUAGAGAGCAGGACCAGGACCAGCAGAGAACAGGACCAGGAACAGCAGAGUGCAGGACCAGGACCAGCAGAGAACAGGACCAGGAACAGCAGAGAGCAGGACCAGGACCAGCAGAGAACAGGACCAGGAACAGCAGAGAACAGGACCAGGACCAGCAGAGAACAGACCAGGACCAGCAGAGAACAGGACCAGGAACAGCAGAGAGCAGGACCAGGACCAGCAGAGAACAGGACCAGGAAUAGCAGAGAGCAGGACCAGGACCAGCAGAACAAGGACCAGACCAGCAGAGAACAGGACCAGGAACAGCAGAGAGCAGGACCAGGAACAGCAGUAGAGCAGGACCAGGAACAGCAGUUUAGCAGCAGAGAACAAGACCAGAACAGCAGAGAACAGGUCCAGCAACAGCAGAGAACAGAACCAGGACCAGCAGAGAACAGGACUAGGAAUAACAGCUUAGCAGCAGAGAGCAGGACCAGGAACAGCAGAGAACAGAACCAGGACCAGCAGAGAACAGGUCCAGGAACAGCAGAGAACAGGUCCAGGAACAGCAGAGAACAGAACCAGGAACAGCAGAGAACAGAAUCAGGACCAGCAGAGAACAGGACCAGGAACAGCAGAGAACAGGACCAGGAACAGCAGAGAGCAGGACCAGGACCAGCAGAGAACAGGACCAGGAACAGCAGAGAACAGGACCAGGAACAGCAGAGAGCAGGACCAGGACCAGCAGAGAACAGGACCAGGAACAGCAGAGAACAGGACCAGGAACAGCAGAGAGCAGGACCAGGAACAGCAGAGAACAGAACCAGGAACAGCAGAGAACAGAAUCAGACCAGCAGAGAACAACAGACCAGGAACAGCAGAGAGCAGGACCAGGACCAGCAGAGAACAGGACCAGGAAUAGCAGAGAACAGGUCCAGGAACAGCAGAGUGCAGGACCAGGACCAGCAGAGAACAGGACCAGGAACAGUAGAGAGCAGGACCAGGAACAGCAGAGAUCAGGACCAGGAACAGUAG
Messenger RNA from Homarus americanus (American lobster), 1746 nucleotides. Its product is annotated as trichohyalin-like. The transcript has 4 exons. The record is from RefSeq and is a predicted model, not a curated record. Lineage: Eukaryota; Metazoa; Arthropoda; Malacostraca; Decapoda; Nephropidae. The coding region runs from base 1 to 1746 and encodes 581 amino acids.